Messenger RNA from Physella acuta, 2610 nucleotides. Its product is annotated as zinc finger protein 493-like. Gene Ontology annotation, cellular component: nucleus. Gene Ontology annotation, molecular function: DNA-binding transcription factor activity, RNA polymerase II-specific; RNA polymerase II transcription regulatory region sequence-specific DNA binding. Gene Ontology annotation, biological process: regulation of transcription by RNA polymerase II. Lineage: Eukaryota; Metazoa; Mollusca; Gastropoda; Physidae. The record is from RefSeq and is a predicted model, not a curated record.
AUGGAGCUAAAGGAUAGAAAAAAAAGAGAAGCUGAUAUAGAAGUAUUACCAAGUGUUUUAGAGAUCAAGCAAGAACUACAUGUGGACAACCAGCCAUAUAUUGUCAAUAUAAUUUCAUCUGAAUACAUAAAACAAGAGGAGUUUACAGAAACUGAUGAUACAAAAGCAAUUGUAUUGUCAACAUGUGAAAACAAAAAUCAUGAUUUAUUAUCAGAAUUUACAACACAUGUAGACAACAAACCAGAUAGACUUGAUAAUGAUAUAUUUUCUGUUUUUGAAGAUAUAAAACCUGCUGGUUUGAAUGCAGGUUUAAACAUAUCACUAGAGACAACUCUUAUUGACAAUAUUGCUAAUAUAAAGACAGAGAUAUCAACUGAUUCAUCAGAGCUUAAGGAUAUGUCUAUAAAUAACAAUGAAAAUCCAACAUCUAUUCAGGUUGUAUCAUUACAGAAGUGUAAGAAGAAAAACUUAAAAUCUUCAAUGUUUAAAACUCUUCGAGUAAAAUGUAAAGAAUCACACACAGAUGUGAGGUCAUAUGAGUGUAAUGUGUGUCAUAAAAACUUUGCUACAAGAAGUAAACGAAAUCAACAUAAAUCUAUUCAUUCAGAAGAGAUGAUUUGUGGGUGUUUUCUGUGUAAUCAAAGGUUUCCUUUAAAUAGUAAACUCAACCAACAAGUUCACAAAAUAGUGAGAGCACAAAAGUGUGAUGUGAACCAUAAAAUGUUAGGUUCAAAGAACAAACUAAAUCAACAUAAAGCAAUUCAUUCAGGACAGAGGCUGCAUAAGUGUGAUGUUUGUCAUAUAAAGUUUACUAGAAGAAGUAACCUAAAUAAACAUAAAGCUACACAUUCAGUGGAUAAGUCACAUGAGUGUAAUAUGUGUAAUAAAAAGUUUGCUACUAGGACAUAUCUAAAACAACAUAAAGCAAUUCAUUUAGGAGAAAGGUUACAUGAAUGUGGAGUCUGUCAUAAAAAAUUUACUACAAGUGGUAAUCUAAAUCAACAUAUAUCUAUUCAUUCAGCGGAAAAGUCACACAAGUGUGAUGUAUGUGAUAAAAAAUUUGCUUCAAAGAGGUAUCUAAAUCAACAUAAAGCUAUUUAUUCAGGAGAGGGACUACAUGAAUGUGAUGUAUGUCAUAAAAAAUUUAUUAACAGGACCAACCUUAUUAAACAUAAAGCAGUUCAUUCAGCCGAAAAGUCACAUGAGUGUGAUGUAUGUCAUGAAAAAUUUGCAUCCUGGACUUACCUAAAUCAACAUAAAGCAAUUCAUUCAGAAGUAAAGCCACAUAAAUGUGAUGUGUGUCAUAAAAGGUUUUCUAGAAAGUCAUACCUAAUGGAACACAGAGCAAUUCAUUCAGCAGAAAAGAAACAUGAGUGUGAUGUAUGUCAUAAAAAAUUUGCAACAAGGACUAACCUAAAUCACCAUAAAGCUAUUCAUUCAGAAGAGAGGCUAUAUGAAUGUGAUAUGUGUCAUAAAAGGUUUUCUAGAAAGGCGUACUUAAUGGAACACAUAUCAAUUCAUUCAACAGAAAAGUCUCAUGAGUGUGAUGUAUGUCAUAAAAAAUUUGCUUCAAAGAGGAAUCUAAAUAAACACAAAGCAAUUCAUUCAGGUAAGGGGCUACAUGAAUGUGAUGUGUGUUGUAAAAAGUUUUCUCGAAAGUCCUACCUAAAGCUACAUAAAUUAAUUCAUUCCACUGAAAGUUUACAAGAGUGUGAUGUAUGUCAUAAAAAAUUUGUUUCAAAGAGUCGUCUAAAUCAUCAUAAAGCAAUUCAUUCAGCACAAAAGUUAUAUGAGUGUGAUGUCUGUCAUAAAAAGUUUACCACCAAGGGUAACCGAAAUCUACAUAAAACAGUUCAUUCAGAAGAAAAGCUACAUGAAUGUGAUGUGUGUCAUAAAAGGUUUUCUAGAAUGUCGUACCUAAUGGAACACAGAGCAAUUCAUUCAGCAGAAAAGUCUCAUGAGUGUGAUGUUUGUCAUAAAAAAUUUGCAAAAAGGACUUACCUAAAUCAACAUGUAGCUAUUCAUUCAGUAGAGAGGCUACAUGAAUGUGAUGUAUGUCGUAAAAAGUUUUGUCGAAAGUCCUACCUAAAGCUACAUAAAUUAAUUCAUUCCACUGAAAAGUUACAAGAGUGUGAAGUAUGUCAUAAAAAAUUUGUUUCAAAGAGUCAUCUAAAUCACCAUAAAGCAAUUCAUUCAGGAGAAAGUGUACAUGAAUGUGAUAUGUGCCAUAAAAAGUUUACUACCAGUUAUACUCUAAUAAAACAUAAAGCAAUUCAUUCUGCACAAAAGUUAUAUGAGUGUGAUGUCUGUCAUAAAAAGUUUACCACCAAGGGUAACCGAAAUCUACAUAAAACAGUUCAUUCAGAAGAAAAACUACAUGAAUGUGAUGUGUGUCAUAAAAGGUUUUCUAGAAUGUCGUACCUAAUGGAACACAGAGCAAUUCAUUCAGCAGAAAAGUCUCGUGAGUGUGAUGUUUGUCAUAAAAAAUUUGCAAAAAGGACUUACCUAAAUCAACAUGUAGCUAUUCAUUCAGCAGAGAGGCUACAUGAAUGUGAUGUGUGUUGUAAAAAGUUUUCUAGAAAGUCCUACCUAAAGCUGCAUAUAAAUUAA